AUGACGUUGGUGUCGGUGGAAGUGGUGACGAUGGUGUUGAAGGAAGUGGUAACGUUGGUGUCGGUGGAAGUGAUGACGUUGAUGUCGGUGGAAGUAGUGACGUUGGUGUCGGUGGAAGUUCAGGGUGGAAGUGAUGACGUUGGUGUUGAAGGAAGUGGUAACGUUGGUGUCGGUGUAAGUGAUGACGUUGGUGUCGGUGGAAGUGGUGACGUUGGUGUUGAAGGAAGUGGUAACGUUGGUGUCGGUGGAAGUGGUGACGUUGGUGUCGGUGGAAGUGGUGACGUUGGUGUCGGUGGAAGUGGUGACGUUGGUGUUGAAGGAAGGGGUAACGUUGGUGUCGGUGGAAGUGAUGACGUUGGUGUUGAAGGAAGUGGUGACGUUGGUGUCGGUGGAAGUGAUGACGUUGGUGUCGGUUGA
Messenger RNA from Haliotis rufescens (red abalone), 417 nucleotides. Its product is annotated as glycine-rich cell wall structural protein 1-like. The record is from RefSeq and is a predicted model, not a curated record. Lineage: Eukaryota; Metazoa; Mollusca; Gastropoda; Lepetellida; Haliotidae. The coding region runs from base 1 to 417 and encodes 138 amino acids. The transcript has a single exon.